This is a messenger RNA of Blepharisma stoltei, 630 nucleotides long. The record is from the annotation of a GenBank genome assembly. Lineage: Eukaryota; Ciliophora; Heterotrichea; Heterotrichida; Blepharismidae.
AUGGACUAUACCCUUUUCAGCUAUUGAAGAAGCUCCUGCAGCUGGAGAGUAAGAAUUGUUUUAAGCAUCAAAAAUAUCCCAUAUCAAUACCACGCUAUCAACAUUCUUUCUGGAGAACAAAAGGGUGAAGAGUAUAUCGAGAAAAACCCGCUUAAGCAAGUCCCAUAUCUGCAUGGUGAAGAUAUUGGAAUAUCCCAAAGCUUAGCUAUAAUUCAAUACCUUGAAGACAUUCAUCCCACACCUUCAGUACUUCCUACUUCCCCAAUUCUUCGAGCUAAGAUGUGGGAAAUUUGCGAAAUAAUUAACUCAUGGAUCCAUCCGUUGCAAAACUCAAAAUUAACUAAUAAAAUUGAAGGGCUGGGAGGAGAUAAAAACGAAUGGGCUCUCGAAGUGGUUACAAGUGGGUUUAGAGCUGUUGAGAAUAUAUUAGAACAAGUUGCAGGAACUUAUUGUGUAGGUAAUCAGCUUACAGUUGCAGAUGCAUGCCUUGUUCCUCAGGUUUGCAAUGCAAGAAGACGCAAUGUGGACUUAACUCCUUUCCCAAAUAUUUCUAGAGUCUUUGAAACUCUAUUGGCUCUACCUGAAAUCCAAAGAGCUGCACCUGAAAAUCAGUCUGAUGCAGUUAAAUAA